UGGAGGGGGAUCAAGCUGUGGAGGUAGCCCAGGGCAGGGCACCAACAGCCAAAUAAUAAUUGUACAGCAACACGUAACAAGGGGCUCCUUCUGCCUCAACUAUACAAAUUUCUCUUGGUGUCUGCUUGCUGUUCCCAUGGAGAUGUAUUUCAAAAACUGCCCGUUUCUCACUGCCAAAUCCCAGUGCUGUUCUCUGUGGAACCUGUGCUCUGCCUUCCUCUGGCUCAAAACUAACUGGGUGCACAAAAUAUUUAUUAACAAUGAAUGGCACGAGUCUACAAGUGGAAAGAAGUUCCCCACCUACAACCCUUCAACGCUGCAAAAAAUUUGUGACAUUGAGGAAGGAGAUAAGCCUGAUGUGGAUAAUGCAGUGGAGGCAGCGAAGGCAGCGUUCCAGAGGGGCUCUCCGUGGAGACAGAUGGAUGCCCCAAGCAGAGGACGACUCCUGCACAAGCUGGCUGAUCUCCUGGAGCGGGACAGAGUCAUCCUGGCAACUCUGGAAACAAUGGACACAGGAAAACCUUUUCUGCAGGCUUAUUUCAUUGACCUGGAGGGCUGCAUAAAAACACUGCGGUACUAUGCUGGAUGGGCUGAUAAAAUUCAGGGCAGAACUAUUCCAGUGGAUGAAAAUUUUGUCUGCUUCACCCGGCACGAGCCGAUGGGUGUCUGUGGAGCCAUAACUCCAUGGAACUUCCCCCUGCUGAUGCUGGUUUGGAAGAUGGCACCAGCUCUGUGCUGUGGAAACACUCUGGUGGUUAAGCCAGCUGAGCAAACUCCGCUCACGUCGCUCUACAUUGGCUCUCUGAUCAAGGAGGUGGGUUUCCCUCCUGGGGUGGUGAACAUUGUACCAGGCUAUGGCCCCACAGCUGGAGCUGCAAUUUCUACCCAUGACAGCAUUGAUAAAAUUGCUUUUACUGGAUCAACCAAGGUUGGAAAACUGAUCAAAGAAGCUGCUUCUAAAAGCAACCUCAAAAGGGUGACAUUAGAGCUGGGAGGGAAAAACCCCUGCAUUGUGUGUGCAGAUGCAGACUUGGACUUGGCAGUGGAAUGUGCCCACCAAGGCGUGUUCUUCAACCAGGGGCAGUGCUGCACAGCUGCCUCCCGCGUCUUCGUGGAGGAGCAGAUCUACCCCGAGUUCGUCAAGCGCAGCGUGGAGUUUGCCAAGAAGAGACUGGUUGGAGACCCCUUUGAUGCCAGAACUGAACAAGGGCCCCAGAUUGACCAAAGACAAUUUGAUAAAAUCCUGGAGCUGAUAGAAAGUGGGAAGAAAGAAGGGGCUAAGCUGGAGUGUGGAGGUCUUGCCAUUGAAGACAGAGGCCUGUUUAUAAAACCUACAGUGUUUUCAGAGGUCACUGACAACAUGAGAAUUGCCAAAGAAGAGAUUUUUGGGCCAGUUCAGCCAAUUAUGAAGUUCAAGAGUAUAGAAGAGGUGAUAAGAAGAGCCAACAGCACCGAGUAUGGACUCACGGCUGCGGUGUUCACCAAGAACCUGGACAGAGCCUUAACCCUGGCUUCAGCUCUGCAGUCAGGAACAGUCUGGAUCAACUGUUACAAUGCUCUCUAUGCUCAGGCUCCUUUUGGUGGCUUUAAAAUGUCAGGCAAUGGCAGAGAACUUGGGGAGUAUGCUUUGGCAGAAUACACCGAAGUGAAAACAGUCACCAUUAAACUCUCCCAGAAGAGUCCAUGA
Messenger RNA from Lonchura striata (white-rumped munia), 1687 nucleotides. NCBI's taxonomy places the organism in Eukaryota, Metazoa, Chordata, Aves, Passeriformes, Estrildidae. The record is from RefSeq and is a predicted model, not a curated record.